AUGCUACCUGAAAAAUCUGCUCAAUUUCAUUUGUACCGUCGUGAUUCGGGAUACGCAGAAAACCCAAACGAAAUAUUGCCUCUUGAUAUUGUUUUACCUGCCAUUGCUUUUGAAAAUAAAAAGGUGCCUUAUCAUCGCGAGGAUGUUUUUGGGAUGAUAAAACCUCCACGAUUUAGUAAUUUCGGUUGCAGCUUCUAUAUAGAUUGGAAAAAUGACAUGAACAAGCUUGAUGAAAAUUCAGAAUCGAUACUUCCUAACGCUAAUACAAGUCCCAAAAUCAAUGCACGUGAUGAGAAAAUCCAAAGUAAAAUUGCCAUUUCUAUGAAACGUAACAUACAAUUUAUCCGUGAGGUUGUUUUCAAAGUACGCACUCUUCAAAGUACUUUAAAAAAGAAAUCUAAUCCACCAGGCAAAGUUAGCCGGCUUCAUAAACAAGUUAACAAAAUUCGCGAGAUUCUCACGCAUCGUUAA
This is a messenger RNA of Dentiscutata erythropus, 471 nucleotides long. The record is from the annotation of a GenBank genome assembly. Lineage: Eukaryota; Fungi; Glomeromycota; Glomeromycetes; Diversisporales; Gigasporaceae.